This is a messenger RNA of Aureobasidium melanogenum CBS 110374, 576 nucleotides long. RefSeq lists its product as uncharacterized. The record is from RefSeq and is a predicted model, not a curated record. NCBI's taxonomy places the organism in Eukaryota, Fungi, Ascomycota, Dothideomycetes, Dothideales, Saccotheciaceae. The annotation marks the transcript as partial. The transcript has a single exon.
GCUCCUGCUCAGCCUGUCUCCAAGGGUAAGGCUCCUGCCCAACCUUUGUCUGAGGAGAAGGCUCCUGCUCAGCCCAUCUCCAAGGGUAAGGCUCCUGCUCAGCUCGCUCAGGAUGUCCCCGUCAUCUCUGGACAGAACGCACUCUCUGCUGCCGCCCAAGACAUCCUCAACUUGGGUAUUCAGCGUUCCUCCCAGCAGAUGGCUUCGCCUGCCAAUCGUCAGAUGGCAAUCCUCAGAGCACGUAUCCUCGCCAGCCUCUCACCCGCUGCUAGGGCUCUGGUUGACCCUUCUCGCCGCGAGUUCGAAGACCCCGUCGCCCGUGAACUGCUGCGCGAAAGACUUCUUGCUCACUGGAACGCAGAGAGUGCAGCCUUGAACACCGAGCGCGCUGUUGUGCUCCACCAGGCCCAUCUCCGCGAGAGUCUGCAGCGUAACCCAGUCCGUCGCGAUGUCCGCCCCGAGGUUGAUGCCGAGGUUCGCCCUCAGGCUCUUCCUCUUCUCAGUCUUCGUGGCAUUGCCUUCCUCCUCGCAUUCCUCAUGAUCUGGGAUGCACUUUCUGGCCUUCUCUCUGCUUGA